Messenger RNA from Pipra filicauda (Wire-tailed manakin), 5641 nucleotides. RefSeq names its product xanthine dehydrogenase (gene XDH). Bases 197 to 4279 code for a protein of 1360 amino acids. Gene Ontology annotation, molecular function: iron ion binding; molybdopterin cofactor binding; 2 iron, 2 sulfur cluster binding. The record is from RefSeq and is a predicted model, not a curated record. Lineage: Eukaryota; Metazoa; Chordata; Aves; Passeriformes; Pipridae. The transcript has 37 exons.
CUGGCACGCCUCUUCGUUGGCUCUUAUAUAAUAUGGGGUUUCACAGGGCACUGAUGUAGAAAUAAAGUCAAACAUUCUUGAGGCAGACUCAUAUUACUUGUCGUAUCGCUGGUGCUCACUGUGCUGUGGGGUGUAGGGCUGCUCUCAGAAGGGUGGUCUGUGGCCCUAUCUGAGUGAAUUCUGGAAGGUGAACAGGAUGGCUCCAAGCGAGGCAGUGGAUGAACUUGUUUUCUUUGUGAAUGGUAAAAAGGUGGUGGAAAAAGAUGUGGACCCAGAAACAACUCUGCUAACUUAUCUACGAAGAAAAUUGGGCCUGUGUGGAACCAAACUAGGCUGUGGAGAAGGUGGAUGUGGUGCCUGCACUGUUAUGAUAUCCAAGUAUGAUCCCUUUCAGAAGAAAAUUCUCCACCAUACUGCCAAUGCUUGUCUCUUCCCUGUCUGUGCCCUGCAUCACGUAGCUGUAACGACUGUUGAAGGCAUAGGAAACACAAAAUCCAGGCUGCACCCAGCCCAGGAGAGGAUAGCAAAAAGUCAUGGUUCCCAAUGUGGCUUUUGCACUCCAGGCAUUGUCAUGUCCAUGUAUACAUUGCUUCGGAACAACCCUGAGCCCAAAAUGGAAGACAUUGAAGAUGCUUUCCAAGGGAACUUGUGUCGAUGUACAGGCUACAGACCCAUUCUGGAAGGAUACAGGACAUUUGCUAAAGACAUGAAUUGCUGUGGUAGAGUUGCCAAUGGCACUGGAUGCUGUCGUAGUGGGAGGGAAAAUAGCACGAAUGGGGGCUGCUGUGGAGGAAAAGCCAAUGGUCCAGGCUGCUGCAUGAAUGGAAAAGAAGACAGUGUGACAAUGCUGUCCUCCAACCUGUUCAACUCUUCGGAGUUCCAGCCUUUGGACCCCACACAGGAGCCAAUCUUCCCACCCGAGCUAAUGACUCAGAGGAACAAACAGCAGAAACAGAUGUGUUUCAAAGGAGAGCGUGUGAUGUGGAUCCAGCCUACAUCUCUCAAGGAAUUGGUGGCUCUCAAAUCCCAGUACCCCAAUGCCAAACUCGUUGUGGGGAACACAGAAGUGGGUAUUGAGAUGAGGUUAAAGAACUUGUUGUAUCCAGUGAUAAUAGCACCAGCAUGGAUCCCUGAAAUGAAUGCUGUUCAGCACACUGAAACAGGGGUCACCAUCGGCGCUGCCUGUACCCUGCGCUCAGUAGAGGAGGUUAUGAGAAAAGCAGUGGCAGAGCUUCCUCCAUACAAAACCGAGGUCUUCCAGGCUGUCCUGGAACAGCUGCGGUGGUUUGCAGGGCCACAGAUCAGGAAUGUUGCUGCUCUUGGUGGGAACAUAAUGACAGCAAGCCCAAUUUCUGAUUUAAAUCCUGUGUUAAUGGCAAGUGGAAGCAAAUUGACUCUGGUAUCAAAAGAGGGCAAAAGGACUAUCACGAUGGAUGAAAAGUUUUUCACUGGGUACAGAAAGACAGUAGUUAAGCCUGAAGAAAUACUUCUCUCUGUCGAAAUACCCUACAGCAAGAAGGGUGAAUACUUCUCAGCUUUCAAGCAGGCUUCCCGUCGUGAAGAUGACAUUGCUAUUGUGACCUGUGGGAUGAGAGUCCUGUUCCAAGAUGGCACUAGCCGGGUGGAGGAGAUAAAACUAAGCUAUGGAGGAAUGGCUCCUACAACUGUCCUGGCACUAAAAACUUGCAAGGAGCUCACUGGCAGAGACUGGAAUGAGAAGCUGCUGCAGGAUGCCUGCCGCUUACUGGCGGGUGAGAUGGAUUUGUCUCCCUCUGCCCCUGGUGGGAUGGUGGAUUUCCGACGCACACUCACCCUCAGCUUCUUCUUCAAGUUCUACCUGACAGUCCUUCAGAAACUGAGCAAGAACCUCAAUGGCACUCAGAAAAAUCUGUGUGAGCCCAUCCCUUCAAACUACAUCAGUGCUACAGAGCUGUUUCACAAAGAUCCCAUUGCAAAUGCCCAGCUCUUCCAAGAAGUGCCCAGGGGACAGGCAGUUGAAGAUAUGGUGGGACGGCCCUUGAUGCACGUUUCGGCAGCCAAACAAGCAAGUGGAGAAGCUGUUUACUGCGAUGACAUCCCUCACUACGAGAAUGAGCUGUAUCUAACGCUGGUGACCAGCACCAAAGCCCACGCUAAGAUCCUUUCUGUAGAUGCAUCUGAAGCUCAGAGUGUUCCUGGGUUUGUGUGUUUUGUCUCUGCCAAGGAUGUUCCUGGCAGUAACAUCACUGGCAUCGCUAACGACGAGACUGUCUUUGCUGAAGAUGUGGUCACUUGUGUUGGUCAUAUCAUCGGUGCAGUCCUUGCAGACACACAGGAACAUUCCAGAAGAGCAGCAAAAGCUGUGAAGAUUAAGUAUGAAGAACUUAAACCUAUUGUCACAAUUCAGGAAGCUAUUGAGAGACAAUCCUUUUUUAAGUCUAUAAAGAGGAUUAAUAAGGGAGAUGUGAAGAAAGGAUUUGAAGAAUCUGAUCACAUUUUGGAAGGAGAGAUGUACCUUGGUGGCCAGGAGCAUUUCUAUCUGGAAACUCACUGUACUCUGGCUGUGCCAAAGGGAGAAGAUGGUGAGAUGGAACUCUUUGUGUCAACUCAAAAUCCAAUGAAGACACAGGAGUUUACUGCUAAUGCAUUGGGAGUCCCUUCGAAUCGUGUUGUGGUUCGAGUGAAAAGAAUGGGAGGAGGAUUUGGAGGAAAAGAGACUAGGAGUACUAUCUUGACAACUGUAGUGGCUGUUGCAGCCUUCAAAACUGGCCGUGCAGUGAGGUGCAUGCUGGAUCGAGAUGAGGACAUGCUGAUAAGUGGUGGGAGACAUCCCUUCCUGGGGAGGUACAAGGUUGGUUUCAUGAAGAAUGGGAAAGUCAAGAGUCUGGAGGUGUCAUACUACUGCAAUGGGGGCAACUCUGUAGACCUCUCUCGCGGUGUUAUGGACAGAGCCCUGUUACAUUUGGAUAACUCCUACAACAUCCCCAAUGUCAGCAGCGUGGGGACUAUUUGCAAGACCAACCUGCCUUCCAACACAGCCUUCCGUGGCUUUGGAGGGCCCCAAGGAAUGAUGAUUGCUGAGUGCUGGAUGAGCGACCUUGCUCGGAAGUGUAACCUGCCACCUGAGGAGGUGCGGAAGCUCAACCUCUAUAACGAAGGAGACCUAACUCAUUUUAACCAGAAGCUGGAGGGAUUUACUCUACGAAGAUGCUGGGAUGAAUGUUUGUCAAGCUCUAGCUAUCACGCCAGGAAGAAACUAAUCGAAGAAUUCAACAAGCAGAAUCGCUGGAAGAAGAGAGGGAUGUGCAUCAUUCCUACCAAAUUUGGCAUCAGUUUCACUGUCCCGUUUCUGAACCAGGCUGGAGCUCUGGUCCAUGUGUAUACAGAUGGCUCUGUGUUACUUACACAUGGGGGAACUGAGAUGGGUCAAGGACUUCACACCAAAAUGAUUCAGGUUGCCAGCAGGUCCCUGGGAAUCCCCACCUCUAAAAUUUACAUCAGUGAGACCAGCACAAACACUGUCCCAAACACCUCCCCGACAGCUGCGUCCGUCAGUGCGGACAUCAAUGGAAUGGCUGUCCAUAAUGCGUGUCAAACUAUCUUAAAAAGACUGGAGCCGAUCAAACAGUCUAAUCCCAAAGGAUCCUGGGAAGACUGGAUUGUAGCCGCCUACCAGAGCUGUAUUAGCCUGUCGGCCACAGGGUUUUACAGAAUUCCUGACGUUGGUUACGACUUUGAAAAGAAUGAAGGGAAACCAUUCUCCUACUUCAGUUAUGGCGUUGCUUGCUCUGAGGUUGAAAUAGAUUGUCUGACAGGUGACCACAAGAACAUUCGCACAGACAUUGUUAUGGAUGUUGGUACCAGUCUGAACCCAGCCAUAGAUAUAGGACAGAUAGAAGGAGCGUUUGUCCAAGGCCUUGGGCUCUUCACCAUGGAGGAGCUGCGCUACUCUCCUGAAGGAAACUUGUACACUCGAGGGCCUGGGAUGUACAAAAUCCCAGCAUUUGGAGACAUCCCAACAGAAUUCUACGUGUCUCUUCUCCGUGACUGCCCAAAUAGCAAAGCAGUUUACUCAUCCAAGGCUGUGGGAGAACCACCUCUGUUCCUGUCUGCCUCGGUGUUUUAUGCCAUUAAAGACGCCAUCUACGCAGCGAGGAAGGACUCCGGCCUGACUGAGCCAUUCAGGCUGGACAGCCCUGCCACCCCGGAGAGGAUCCGCAAUGCUUGCGUGGACAUCUUCACCAAAAUGUGCCCUUCUGCUGAGCCAGGGACCUUUAAGCCAUGGUCUGUGCGUGUGUAAAAGGAAAGUCUGGGGAGCAAACUGCUGAAACUGAGCUUACACCAGAGGAACCACAAGGCAGAAGGACUAUAAUGGAGAAAAAAAUACCUGUGUUCAUGUGGCUCACCCAGGGAUUCAUGGAGCUUUCACAUUUAAUUGUCCAAUCACUGUUUUCUCUAGGAGAAGGAAUUGCUGGCAGAUUAUAGCUGCAAUGUAAAUUCAAAUGAAGAUAAAGUGGAAGGUGAUGUUAUCCAGGUGUAAUUGAAAAAUCUUACAGGUUUCAUAUAAAAUUGCUGCAAUGAUGCUUAUUACCAGCCAGUGUGAAAUGGCAGGGUGGUUGUUUCUUUUUUUUCCUACUGUGGGGAAAGAUGGACCACUUAGUUAUGCUGUGCCAAGAAGGACUUUAAUGUGUUGAGCCCAGACAUACAGUCCUCUCACUGAGAUGGGGGAAGGCCUAAGAGGCACUGAGGGCUGGACUCUACUGUGUCCCCUCUGGACAAAAAGCCAGAUAUAUGCUAGAGGAAGAUGAGGAGGACUUUUAAUGUUAGCUAACAGAGGUCAUCUUUCCUGUGUAACAGAAGUGUUUCAGAGGAAAACGCUAAAAUGUGACCAACAACUUGAUUCAUCCCAAAUUAAAUGACUGUUGCUGUGUCUGCACCAGUGCUUUAAUGAGGUCUUAGUUCAACUGCUACCUUGUCUUGUCUGAUUAAAGAUAAAAACUAGAGAUACCAAGAGGACUUCCAUCAAGAUGCUACUUUGUUUGACACAUCCUUUUCCUGUCCCACACCUCCAUAUCUUUCCCCAUAUUUUAAAUAGGAAAGGACAUCAGCUACCUUGGAGUAACAGAGAAAGUUGCUCAUCAUUGUUCCCAAGGAAAUUUGUACCAGCCUAAGCAAGGGACACAAGGAGGAUGGACACAGCUGGGGAUUAGCUGACUCUGGGUGCCCUCUAGGGUCAAUCCCUUGCUGUCAUGCUAUGGCCUUGCCUUCUUUUCAAGAGAACACUUAGUUUUGCUGAAUGUAAGAGAAUGGGUACCUUUUGCUAUAGGGACUACUUGUUUGAAAAGUGUGCUGACUGUGUGAUGACCCAGUGUCGUCUGGGUUGAAUAUAUUUUUUGUGUUGGAUCUAGUACUGGGCAUCCCUCUUGACAGGUUUUGUCACUGUCAUAUUUAACAUUGCAGCAUCGUGUUAUCUCUAGAUGAUGUCAGCCAUGUAUUUGUAAUUGUUCAUCAUUGCAAACUUUUAUGUUUCUCUGGCCCACAGCUUUAUGAAAAUGUCCUUUUUCUGUUUUUGCACUCCUAGGGCCAUCAAAAAAAUAUGAUGCAAGAGGAUGUAACUCCAUUGCCUUCUAUAAAAUUUUGCUUACAUGCAAACUACUUAAAA